AUGUCGCGGAAAGUCAACAAGUUUGACCCCAAUAUGGACUUGCAAUGGACGGAUGAAAUUUCUGAAUGCCCUGUAUAUCGUCCGUCCAAGGAGGAGUUUGAUGAUCCAUUUCUUUAUCUGCAAAAUAUUGCCCCUCAAGCUUCCAAAUAUGGAAUUUGUAAGAUAGUGUCUCCUAUAAAUGCUCGUGUUCCGGCCGGAUUCGUGCUGUCGAAAGAGAUGAAAGACUUCAAGUUUGAAACUAUUGUCCAACCUCUCUGGCUCAGUGCUUGGGAUGUCAAUGACAAACUCACCUUCUUUAGGAGAGGAAGAAAAUAUACGUACCGCGAAUUUGAGAGUAUGGCAAACAAGGCAUUUAUUCGCCGGUUUCGUUGUUCUGGUUGUCUUCCCUGUGCUGCCAUAGAAAAGGAAUUCUGGCGUGAAAUGGUAUGUGGGAGAAAAGGCACGGUUGAGUAUGGCCUCAAUGUUGAAGGAAGUGCCUUCUCAUCUGAUCCUAACGACCCUUUUGAAAACAGCAAAUGGAACUUGAAGAAUCUCUCACGGCUUCCCAAGUCAACAUUGCGUGUACUUGAAAGAGCUAUCCCGGGAAUCACAGAUCCUAUGCUUUACAUUGGAAUGUUAUUCAGUAUUUUUGCUUGGCAUGUGGAAGAUCACUUCCUGUACAGCAUUAAUUAUCAUCACUCUGGCGCGCCAAAAACAUGGUACGGCGUGCCUGGCGAUUUUGCUCUUGAAUUCGAGAAAAUAGUCCUUGAUCAUGUCUACAGCCGCGAUAUUUUGCAACACGAGGGAGUGGAUGGGGCUUCUAAACGUCUUGCAGAGAAAACAACCAUGUUUCCUCCAAACAUAUUGCUUAAAAACGAUGUGCCUGUUUACAAGGUCUUACAAAUGCCAGGAGAGUUUGUCGUCACAUUUCCAAGAGCAUAUCAUUCUGGAUUUAGCCAUGGAUUCAACUGCGGCGAGGCUGUGAAUUUUGCAGCUGGUGAUUGGUUUCAUUUUGGGGCUCAGGCUAGUCAGCGGUAUGCGCUUCUACGAGUUACACCAACCAUUCCAUAUGAGGAACUUGUGUGUAAAGAAGCGAUGCUUUUGUACGAGUCUCUAAAACAUGAUGAAGGUCUAGAUCACUACUCAGCCGCAGAUUUCACCUCUCACUUCUCGAUCAAACUUUCUUUCGUGCGUCUUGUUAGAUUCUAUGAGCGAGUGUUCUGGCGCUUAAUUAGUCAUGACACUCUGACGAGUCUGUUGAGCUUCUGGCCAACUUCACAAGGAACCAUAAUAUGCAACCUUUGCAAAUCUGAUUGUUACUUGGCAUGCAUGAUGUGCAAUCGCUGUUAUUCUUAUUCCAUCUGCCUUAACCAUGUUUGGGAUGCGGAGACUCAUUGGGUUGAUUGUUCAUCAUGUAUUGGGAGCAAAUGUACAGUAGUCUUCAUGAGAGAGGACAUUUCAGCAUAUGAAGAAGCAGCGAAAAGGUUUGAGCAAGAGGAGCAAAUACUGAGGGAAUUAGUUCAGCAAGAAACAAAGGGAUCAUAUUCAUUAUACGCUAAACACAAAUAUUGUCUCAAGAGUACUCAUAUAACUAAUAAUAAUCCAACGGAUAAUGAGUAUGAUGCGCUUUGUGGGGUAAGUUUCUCAACUCAUCCAUGA
Morus notabilis is the source of this 1638-nucleotide messenger RNA. Its product is annotated as lysine-specific demethylase JMJ706. Bases 1 to 1638 code for a protein of 545 amino acids. Gene Ontology annotation, cellular component: nucleus. Gene Ontology annotation, biological process: chromatin remodeling. The record is from RefSeq and is a predicted model, not a curated record. NCBI's taxonomy places the organism in Eukaryota, Viridiplantae, Streptophyta, Magnoliopsida, Rosales, Moraceae. The transcript is spliced from 8 exons. Gene Ontology annotation, molecular function: histone demethylase activity.